CUUCGACUGUUCUUCGUUCCUCACCAAUUAACUGAAAAUGUUCACCAAAGUUUUGGGCGUGGCGCUCCUGGCCGUCUACGUGCAAGCACAAGGACACUCUCAAGGACACGCCAGUUCGUACAUCACGUAUAGCCAGGGGGGGCACGAGGGCGGCGUAAAUUUGGGGUACUCCGGGUACGCUGUGGCUCCGGUUGAGUACCACCACCAUGAGGAACCACACGCACAUCCCAAGUACGAGUUCAAGUACGGUGUUGAGGAUCACCACACUGGCGAUAUUAAGUCUCAGGAGGAAUCGAGAGACGGAGAUGUGGUGAAAGGGUCGUACUCCGUGCACGAACCUGAUGGUACUAUUUUGACUGUGCAUUAUACUGCGGAUAAGCACAGCGGGUUCAACGCCCAGGUUCAGAGGUCAGGGCAUGCCAGUCAUCCGCAGCACGUGUCUGGGCACCAUUAUUAG
Molecule: messenger RNA, 457 nt
Organism: Zophobas morio
Lineage: Eukaryota; Metazoa; Arthropoda; Insecta; Coleoptera; Tenebrionidae
Product: adult-specific cuticular protein ACP-20-like
Exons: 3
Coding region: 38-457 (139 amino acids)
Cellular component (GO): extracellular matrix
Source: RefSeq, a predicted model, not a curated record